This is a messenger RNA of Planococcus citri (citrus mealybug), 828 nucleotides long. RefSeq lists its product as uncharacterized. Bases 117 to 542 code for a protein of 141 amino acids. The record is from RefSeq and is a predicted model, not a curated record. The transcript has 3 exons. Lineage: Eukaryota; Metazoa; Arthropoda; Insecta; Hemiptera; Pseudococcidae.
UCCAAACUCGUAGAUCCAGAAUCCUUUAAAAAAGGAGUCUCCCAAAGAAAGUGGGUCAUUAAUCGUGGCAUUAACGAAUCAUACAGAUCAAUUGUGAAAACUUAAAAUUGUAAAAAAUGGAUUGCGAUAACUGGGUGCUAACAAUCAGACCAAAACGAGUCACCAAAAAAGAAAUAAGAAAAUGUAGUAGGCCUAGUUGUUUCUCUGUUGAAAAACCUGUACAUGCUGGAUAUUCGGCGCCACCGCAAGCAUAUUAUCCGAUUAGAGCUCAAGCUCCACCAGCUGAAACUUAUCAGGCAAUGCCUCGAAGUAGCCCGUACUCAAAUAAACCGCCAAAUCAGUCCGUAGAAGAUGAACAAGUUAUAAUAAAUCAAAGCAGUCCUUUGGGUAGAAGCGAACAGGGUCAAAUUUACACUAACUCCGGCCCUUCUUCGAGUAGUGUGGAAUACCAACCCAAUGGACCAAUACACGGAAAUGCGCCAUAUCAACUGAAUGGUGAUCCAGCUAGUAUACGGAAAUCGUGGAGGUCCUCUGGACAGUGAUCCGUAUCAACUCAAAGGCCCAGUACAUGUGUACCCAGAGUCAUCCUCGAUACCUAAAUUUUUAUAUGGGUGGAUGGGUCGCCGUCGUCAAUAAGGAUAAAAUAUUGCUGCAUCAGUAGGUAGUAGGUACACACUACACAACUUUAUUCAAAUGGCUGUUUUUUAUAUAUAUAUAUAUAAAGUACACUAAUAUAAAAUUAAAAUUAAGAUGAACACUGUACUCCAAUCGAUAAAGCAAAAAAUUAACGCAAAUAAAAUAUUGUUAAAAAAAAUACACGAUUAUUAU